Molecule: messenger RNA, 357 nt
Organism: Eimeria acervulina
Lineage: Eukaryota; Apicomplexa; Conoidasida; Eucoccidiorida; Eimeriidae
Exons: 1
Coding region: 1-357 (118 amino acids)
Source: RefSeq, a predicted model, not a curated record
AUGCAGGAGAUACUUCACUUGCAGCAGCAGCAGCAGCAGCAGCAAGAGCAGCUGCAGCAGCAGCAGCAGCAGCAGCAGCAGCAAGAGCACCACCAGCAGCAGCAUCACCAACUCCAGCAGCAAGAGCAGCAGCACCAGCAGCACCACCACCAGCAGCAACAGCAGAAAGACCAGCAGCACCAGCACCAGCAGCAGCAAGAGCAGCAGCAAGAGCAACAGCACCAGCAGCAGCAGCACCAGCAGCAGGAACAGCAGCAGCAGCAGCAGCAUCAAGAGCAGCAGCAGCAUCAAGAGCAGCAGCAGCAGCAGCAGGAAGAGCGUUACCUGAAUGGUCUUGAUGCAGGUGAAUGUGGUUAG